Musca vetustissima is the source of this 1281-nucleotide messenger RNA. Its product is annotated as probable G-protein coupled receptor CG31760. The annotation marks the transcript as partial. Gene Ontology annotation, biological process: G protein-coupled receptor signaling pathway. The record is from RefSeq and is a predicted model, not a curated record. Lineage: Eukaryota; Metazoa; Arthropoda; Insecta; Diptera; Muscidae. The transcript has 6 exons. Gene Ontology annotation, molecular function: G protein-coupled receptor activity. Gene Ontology annotation, cellular component: membrane.
GUUCGCCGAUGAAAGCUCUUCCCCAACAUUACGUUCACCGAAAUUUGCACCCAGCCCACCGAAUAUCUACUACAAAGGCUGGUGGACAUAUCCAUAUUUUUCGUGCUCUCUCAGCAAAUGGAUUUUGUCGUAUAGCAUUGCCAUACCACCGAACGGCAGGCAUGGUCUGCGAGGUUUCGUUAGCAUCGACAUCGAUGUCACCGGUUUGCGUGUCAAUCAAUGCGAAGCACCGGUGGCCUAUCGAUUCAAUUAUCAACAGAUACAGACACGGCGUCUUCAUCUGGUCGACACGAGCGCCCAGUCAACAGAAUUUAUAAAUGAUAUUCAAGCGUUUCAUAAGUCGCAUAAAUGUCAUCGUGACACAAUGGUGUGUGAUUAUCGUUUACCCACCUCGGAAUCACCGACAAUAACAACAAGUAAAAUACUGGCAACACCCAACACUUGGUCACGUGGUGCCUAUCAAUGCCUGUGCAAGCGCGGCUACUAUUCGAUACGACAUCCAGAUGGCUUUAAUGGCACCAUAAUGGAAAUUGCUUGGAAAGAACAUCAGGAUAAUAUUAGCAAUUACUAUGCCGAAGUGUUCACUUGUCUGAAGUGUGCACCGGGCUGUGAAUCGUGUACAGGACCCGAACCAUGUUUGGCCGAUUACAAUUGGCCUUUUAGAAUAUCAUUACUAACCAUUUCGGUGGCAUGUGCAAUUGGUUGCUGCAUUUUGGCCGGAUAUCUGUUUCAUCACAGGAAGAUGAAGGUCUUCAAAGUGGCCAGUCCGAUAUUUUUGCUAAUCACCCUGAUUGGAUGUUCCAUUAUGUAUUUAGAGAUGGUUGCCAUAUUUCCCUAUUUAGACACAACAUGGUGUGUUGCAACCAAAUGGACCCGACACAUGGGCUUUUGUAUAACCUAUACAUCAUUGCUGAUGAAGACUUGGAGGGUCUCCUUAACGUAUCGCGUCAAAUCGGCCCACAAAGUUAAACUUACCGAUCAACAAUUGCUACAGUGGAUGGUACCCAUUCUAUUGGUAAUGCUUAUCUAUUUGGGUACAUGGACUAUAAGUGAUACUCCCUAUGCCGUUUAUAUUAAUGACCAACAUGGUCUCAAAUUCAAGCAAUGCUCAUAUAAUUGGUGGGAUCAUAGCUUGGCUAUUGGUGAAGUUCUGUUCUUAGCCUGGGGCAUACGUGUCUGUUAUAAUGUCCGCAAUGCGGAAUCAUUGUACAAUGAGGCUCGACUCAUUUCGUAUGCCAUUUAUAAUAUUGCCAUUGUUAACUUGUCAAUGGUGGCACUACA